Molecule: messenger RNA, 231 nt
Organism: Clunio marinus
Lineage: Eukaryota; Metazoa; Arthropoda; Insecta; Diptera; Chironomidae
Source: the annotation of a GenBank genome assembly
AUGUGUGCAUAUAAAGCAAUGUUCCGAGUUCCGAUCCAGAAUUUUAAAUUAAGUGCAACAUAUUUAGUACACGACAAAAUACAAACGCGACAUCCUUGGCUUUCAUUGCUAACAAAUGAAUCGGAAAUGCAGAAAACAAAAAUGAAGGAAUCAAGUCAUUUGUUUGUUGCGUUAUCGUUACGGUUUGGUGAUGUCAUGACGGAUUUUGUCAUGCCUGAAACAUCAGAAUGA